GGGCGGGGCUGAAGCUACGGGAGCUGAUAGUGGGGGGCAGUAGAGGGAAUACCAACCUGUGGAAUCUUGGGGUUACCCGAGGCUGGCUCCUUCCCAUUGGCUGUGGACGGUGCAAGGGACAGAGCCUCUGGCGGCUCGUGGAGGUGUUGGGGUCCGCAGGGUGAGGGAAGGGAGUGUCAGAGUGUGAGUGGGGAAGGGAGUUCCAAACUUAAAUCCUUGAAGCCCUCGGGGCUCAGGCGCGGGGGAGAGGGAGCUCGGGCCGCCAUGCGGGACAGGACCCACGAGCUGAGGCAGGGAGAUGACAGCUCGGACGAUGAAGACAAGGAGCGGAUCGCGCUGGUUGUGCAGCCGGGCCCGGCCCGGCGGGAGAGCCCGGACGACGAGUUCUUCCAGAAGGUCAGGACAAUUCGGCAGACUAUUGUCAAGCUGGAGAGUAAAGUCCGAGAGUUGGAGAAGCAGCAGGUUACCAUCCUGGCCACGCCCCUUCCCGAGGAGAGCAUGAAGCAGGACCUGCAGAACCUGCGCGAGGAGAUCAAACAGCUGGGGAGGGAAAUCCACACACAGCUGAAGGCAAUAGAGCCCCAGAAGGAGGAAGCUGAUGAGAAUUGUAAUUCAGUCAACACGAGGAUGAGAAAAACCCAGCAUGGGAUCCUGUCUCAGCAAUUCGUGGAGCUCAUCAACAAGUGCAACUCAAUGCAGUCUGAAUACCGGGAGAAGAAUGUGGAGAGGAUUCGGAGGCAGCUGAAGAUCACCAAUGCUGGGAUGGUGUCUGACGAGGAGCUGGAGCAGAUGCUGGACAGCGGACAGAGCGAGGUGUUCGUGUCCAAUAUACUGAAGGAUACGCAGGUGACCCGGCAGGCCCUAAAUGAGAUUUCAGCCCGGCACAGCGAGAUCCAGCAGCUUGAACGCAGCAUCCGUGAACUUCACGAGAUCUUCACUUUUCUGGCUACUGAGGUGGAGAUGCAGGGGGAGAUGAUCAACCGGAUUGAGAAGAACAUCUUGAGCUCAGUGGACUAUGUGGAACGUGGGCAGGAGCAUGUCAAGACAGCCCUAGAGUACCAGAAGAAGGCACGGAAGAAGAAAAUCUUGAUUGCCAUCUGCGUGUCCGUCACUGUCCUCAUCCUGUGUGUCAUCAUUGGCAUCACCAUAGCGGUUGGAUAGCGUCCCACAUUCGGUACCGGGAGCACCAGGAACUUAGGGCCUGGCCUUCUCUCCCAGCAGCUGAGGGACAGGGCAGAGCCUCCAGCCGGACUCCCCUGAACUGGCCUCUGUGCAGAGGAGCAGAUGGUUCUUCUGGAGUUGGCAGCUGCCCAUUCAUGAGGGCCUCCCCCACUCAGGCCACAAUACCUAGAGGGCCUGCAGCGUCCUCUUUGGCUGGGACAUGUGGUUUUGUAAGAAAUUAAAAAGAAAAAAGA
Trichechus manatus latirostris (Florida manatee) is the source of this 1415-nucleotide messenger RNA. It is a transcript of the gene STX4, whose product is annotated as syntaxin 4. Gene Ontology annotation, molecular function: SNAP receptor activity; SNARE binding. Gene Ontology annotation, biological process: exocytosis; intracellular protein transport; synaptic vesicle fusion to presynaptic active zone membrane. Gene Ontology annotation, cellular component: synaptic vesicle; plasma membrane; SNARE complex. Bases 265 to 1161 code for a protein of 298 amino acids. The transcript has 11 exons. The record is from RefSeq and is a predicted model, not a curated record. Lineage: Eukaryota; Metazoa; Chordata; Mammalia; Sirenia; Trichechidae.